UAGUAUGGUAAUUGAUUGCUACUGUAUUUACUCCACUAACAAUGAGCACAUGGCUAAUUGAUGUGGUAAUUUAUUCACGUGUGGAUCGAGAUUUCGGUUGAGAGAGAGACAGGGCCGAAAGAGAGAGAGAGAGAGAGAGAGAGAGAGAGAGAGCGAGAGAGAGAGAGAGACAGAGGGGCUGCGAAUCACUGCGUGAGGUAGCUAACGUUAGCCAACAACAAUUUGUUAAUUACAUUAUUUUGAUUUUGAUUUGAAUCAAACUGUAACUCCUAGAUGGAUUUAAGAAAGUUAUUCGCCCGCAGCAGAAAAGAAGCAGCAGGAAUGAGAGAUCAAAGGUCUUGUGUCGGUCAAAAUCGCCCCAACAAAAAGCUUCGUAACCUGCCCAACUACUUCAUCAUGAACCUGGCUGUCAGUGACUUCCUCAUGGCCUUUACUCAGUCGCCCAUCUUCUUUAUCAACUGCCUCUACAAAGAAUGGGUCUUUGGAGAAAUGGGCUGUAAGAUGUAUGCGUUCUGUGGCGCCUUGUUCGGCAUCGCGUCCAUGAUAAAUCUCCUCGCCAUCUCCAUCGACCGCUACCUGGUGAUCACCAAGCCGCUGCGGGCCAUCCGUUGGAGCUCCAAGCGAAGGACCACGCUGGCCAUCAUCACCAUCUGGCUGUACUCGCUGGCCUGGAGUCUGGCUCCUCUUGUGGGAUGGAGCUCUUACAUCCCCGAGGGCCUGAUGACAUCGUGCACAUGGGACUACGUUACGUACACAUUGGCCAACAGAAGCUACACCAUGAUGCUGUGCUGCUUUGUCUUCUUCAUUCCGCUCUUGAUCAUUUUCUACUGCUACCUCUUCAUGUUUCUUGCUGUAAGGAAAACGAGCAGGGAGGUAGAGAGACUGGGGACCCAAGUGAGGAAAUCCACUUUAAUCCACCAGAAAUCCAUCAGGAGCGAGUGGAAGCUGGCCAAAAUCGCCUUUGUGGUCAUUGUGGUUUAUGUCCUCUCGUGGUCGCCGUACGCCUGUGUCACGCUGAUAUCCUGGUCUGGGCAUGCGAACAUCUUAUCGCCGUACUCCAAAGCUGUACCUGCAAUCAUCGCAAAAGCCUCCGCUAUCUACAAUCCAUUCAUCUAUGCCAUCAUUCACAAUAAAUACAGGAUGACUCUGGCGGAAAAGUUCCCCUGCUUGUGGUUUCUGUCCCCCGUCCCUCGGAAGGAUUGCGCCUCCUCCUCCAUCAGCGAGUCCUCCUUCAGGGACUCCAUCAUCAGUCGCCAGUCCACAGCAUCCAGGACUCACUUUAUUAGCAGGUCCUCUAAACUCACUGACAGGGUACUGAGGGAUGUGGAAAUGGAGCCUUUAGGCGGGAGGUCCGGUGAUUCCUUCAGGAGCGUGUCGUCCUACCACCAGCCCAGCAGAGGCAAUUCCUGCAGGAGGCAAUCACAGCGGAGGACCACCCACCAAAUGGGCAAACAUCCAUGUACCGUGAGUGAUUCAUCCAGCAGCUGUGAACAUGAACUGGUUUCUAGCACUCUCACCAGCGCCACUCUCCCCCUACUAGUUCUUACCAGGAGGCGGAGUUGCAGUCUGACCCUUCGGAACUCAGGGAGGGACGCCAUUCCCGGCCUUAAGAGCAACUCGGCCGACUCCCUUAGCGUUGGAAAUGUCCCGGCUGCCGAGUCGCAGACGCGACACGGAGUCCCUCGCAUUGUUGUCAUCAGUCCCACGUCUGAAAGCAAACUUGUGCAGCAGGACAGCCUCUGCCUGGAUGAGGUGAUGGAGAACAAUGUUUUUGUCAGCCUCAACUUCUCAUCAGAGGUCUUGGAGGCGGUGGAGCUGCUAUCCUGAUCUGUUCAUGGACUCGAUUUAACCCCAUAAAGCUCUUUUCCCCUCUUCCUCUCACACACUUCAACACUCCCCUCCCUACCCUUUUUCUCAAGACCUCUAUCCAAUCACAGGCUGGAGCCUACUGCAGCUGACUUUGGCAACACAGAAUCCUAUGGCAUGAAACUCAGCUAUGUGAAUCAAAACUUCAAGCCCUGAUGAACCGUUUGAAUGUCACAUUGUCCAUCCAUCCAUUUUCUACCGCUUAUUCCCUUUCGGGGUCGCGGGGGGUGCUGGCGCCUAUCUCAGCUACAAUCGGGCGGAAGGCGGGGUACACCCUGGACAAGUCGCCACCUCAUCGCAGAUGUAUCCUCUGAAAUGAGAUUGUGAACUUCUAGCCGAGAGGGGGCGCUGGGGUGUAAUAGGAAAAAGUGGCACGUAUCUCUCUUCUGAAAAACCCCUUCAUACAUGAAAAAGUCCACCCAGAUGUACCAAUGCCAUACCAUCCCUUCUUCAAUUAUGAAGCCCUUUAAAACUGAUCAACAAAACCUCAAAAGCUUCACAAUUCGAAUUUGACAUCAACCAGAUCAGCGUUCAAAGAGGAAUUUGUUAAAGUACGACCUGUACAAAUGCGAGACAAUUGCAGCGCGCCAGUGGCAUGAAUAUGAUUUAUGUGAAGUGCUACACUAGCAAUCAAAACCUCUAGCACCGAUGAACCGUUUGAAGUUCUCACUCGAGCACCUGGAAUGAACCCGUGAAUGUAUGAUUGACUCACUUCUGGCCGUCACUAUGUAGCACUGGGAUGUAUUAGAAAAAGUCUCUCUUCUACAGAACACCUUCAUUAUGCACAAGAAGUAUGGUUACGGUCUGACCAUGUAAAGCUUGACUAUGUGUUUUGUGUUUUGGGGCAAAAGACCAAACUUGGCCACCCAGAUGUACCAUACCCAUUCAUCCAUUUUCUACCGCUUAUUCCCUUUAGGGUCACGGGGGGCGCUGGUGCCUAUCUCAGCUACAAUCGGGCGGAAGGCAGGGUACACCCUGGACAAGUCGCCACCUCAUUGCAGGGCCAACACAGAUAGACAACAUUCACACUCACAUUCACACACUAGGGCCAAUUUAGUGUUGCCAAUCAACCUAUCCCCAGGUGCAUGUCUUUGGAGGUGGGAGGAA
Nerophis ophidion (straightnose pipefish) is the source of this 2973-nucleotide messenger RNA. It is a transcript of the gene opn4xb, whose product is annotated as opsin 4xb. The record is from RefSeq and is a predicted model, not a curated record. Gene Ontology annotation, cellular component: membrane. Bases 274 to 1827 code for a protein of 517 amino acids. NCBI's taxonomy places the organism in Eukaryota, Metazoa, Chordata, Actinopteri, Syngnathiformes, Syngnathidae. The transcript is spliced from 10 exons. Gene Ontology annotation, biological process: G protein-coupled receptor signaling pathway; visual perception. Gene Ontology annotation, molecular function: G protein-coupled receptor activity.